UAAUGUCUCGUCUUCGUCAACUCGUCUCGCUUUGUUCACCGCAGUUGUUCUUACAAUUUUAAUCCCGUGGAACAACUCGUAACGAGCAGCCGCUUUUUUUUCGAAAAGUCAUCGAGCAACGGGAUGACUUUUGAAGACUGUUUGCACUUUGUAUUCUGGGAGGUGAAAAAUUGUAUUGAAUAUACACGAAACGACUGUAACGAAUUUACAGUUGUAAGUUGAGCGUUCAGAAAAUUUACUGAUUCAUUUUUACGGAGAGAAGAAAAGUAUCGUCAUUCUAUAGUAGAGUCGACCGAAUUUUGGUGUCAAUGCCGAAGCCGCCGCAGAGUGUCGACACUCUAGUAGCGUCGAACGAAUUCCGGUGUCGAUGCCGAAGCCGCACCGUAACACGCUGUCAGCGCAUUACGAAAGUAUGGUCAUGUUUAGACAACUGGAAAACGAGUGAUAUUGUCUAAUCAUUUUUCAAUUUUUUUUUUUUUCGUACACGCUCGAGAUCUGCGUCUCUUUCAGACGUUGCACCAGCGAUCGCGUAGCGUUUUGGCCGAAACGACGAGGCGUGUCGAUUUUACACGCAGAGCGCACUUCGACCCCUCUCAUUGAUUUCCGAUGUUUCUCCUAAUACGAGAUUCAUGAAGGGGGAGGAUCACGAGAUAAAAAGUUUCGUACGUCGGUUAGAGUAGGCAGUUAGAAGAAUUCCGAAGUGUCGGUUAGACGACUUUUGCAUUAUUUGAAAAAGGUAAUUCUUUCACCCGAAAUCCCUGCUUCCGUCGGAUAGAUUUUAGCCGAUUGGAUCGGAACGCGAGAGUCCUCUCUAAUCCAAAAGCGUUGAAUCUCCUUGAAAUUUUGGACCACGAAACUGCUGCUGGCUGUGAAAACCAUUUUAUCGGAUCGUUGAUCGAUCGUUCCGUUAUGCUACGUGACUUUAGCCAAACUCCGAAAAUGUAUUGCCUUUCAGCUUCGUUACUGGGAAUUGUGAGCUUGCUCUCCGUAGCAGUCAUUACUGAGGCAGUAAAUCCCGUUCCGUAUGAUAAAUAUCCUGCGGACGCAGUGCAGCUAAGAUAUGCUCAGGAAGCCAUUGUUAAGAGUUCAUAUCACUUCACGCAUAGCUACUUGAAGGUACUCGCUGAAAUCGAUCGGCCCAAAUUCGUUGUUUCCCCAACUGGUAUUUUUCUGACUUUAUCUAUGAUUUCGUACGGAGUGGCUGGGAAUCUUAAAUACACUUUCGAUUACCUUUUAUCACGUUUACCCAAAUCUUCUUAUAAAAUUGGAUGCCAAGAUCUCGUCGAUGACUUUGCUAACUAUCGUGGGCUCAACAUAUCCAACGGCUUUUUCGUCGCUCCAAGAGUACAGUUGCGCCCUCAGUUCUUUGAUACAAUCAAGCGAACUUUCCGUUCAACCGUGAAAAAAAUCGAUUUUAUAAAAAGAGACAAAGCGAACCAAAUGAUAAGCGAGUGGUGCGCUCACCAGACAGGCGAUGAAAUAAAAAAUUUUAUGAAACGAGUUAAUCCAGGAGAUGAUGCUUGUAAACGUUUCUCAGCGAUGAACACCGUUUCGUUUUCGGGCACAUGGUCAAAAAAAUUCAAUAAUGCAGACACUCAACUACGUACUUUUUACUCUAGCAGUGGAGUGAAUAAGAAACUACCCACCAUGAGUGUUUCGGGAUUAUUCCGUUACGGAGACUAUUCAGAGGCCACCUUCGUUGAACUGCCAUUCGAGAGUAAUUCAGAUCGUGCCCACAAUAUGAGCAUGUUCAUCAUACUUCCAAAAGAUAUUACCUUGUUCAAACGCAGCAUCCCUCGCAUCCUGUUACGAAGACUGAAAAAGGAAUCAGUUUUAAGAGAAAUUUAUAUCGAAUUGCCGAAAUUUAAAAUUGCACUCGCAAGUGGUUUGACAGAGCCCUUCAAACGAAUGAAUCUUAGUAGUUUGUUCGACCGGGACACAGCUGACUUCAGUUGCGGAGUGAUUAGUCCGGCCCGAGGAGCUGUUUUUAACAGUGUCAUCAAACAAUUCAAUGCGAUACAUGUCACUGAGGGAGGAGUCGAGGCUGUGUCAACAAUCGGAUGCGGUAGCGGUCAUUUAAGGGAACCAUCGCAAGGGAAUACAACAGAUCGUGGAGCAGGAUCAGAGGCCGACGGACUUCAGCGCUUCAUCGCGAAUCGUCAAUUCUACGCAAUAAUCACUCCAACAGACAAAAAUGCUAUAAAUUUUUUCACCGUUCAGUUCGACGCUUAAAUAAUCUCAUUUGUCGUUGUCAUUUUGCUUUGACUUCAUGCUACGUCAGUUGCUUUUAAAACAAUAAAAUGGAGCAACAAAUUACAAUAAAUUGGAGAUAAAAAUCA
Molecule: messenger RNA, 2339 nt
Organism: Venturia canescens
Lineage: Eukaryota; Metazoa; Arthropoda; Insecta; Hymenoptera; Ichneumonidae
Product: serine protease inhibitor 42Dd-like
Exons: 11
Coding region: 910-2232 (440 amino acids)
Molecular function (GO): serine-type endopeptidase inhibitor activity
Source: RefSeq, a predicted model, not a curated record